Molecule: messenger RNA, 2127 nt
Organism: Procambarus clarkii (red swamp crayfish)
Lineage: Eukaryota; Metazoa; Arthropoda; Malacostraca; Decapoda; Cambaridae
Gene: noc
Product: no ocelli
Biological process (GO): negative regulation of DNA-templated transcription
Cellular component (GO): nucleus
Source: RefSeq, a predicted model, not a curated record
UCAGUACCAGUAGAGACACCAUCGUGUUCGGAAGUGGGACUCAUAGCUGCUCGUGCUGAAGUGCUGACUUGUUUUUUUUAUUCAGAAUCUAGUGCUUACAAAAAUACUGUGCUAAUGGUGGUUCUCGAGUCCAAAGGGAUGUUGACUGCAGGCAGUAAUCAAUAUUUACAACCGGAUUACCUGUCUCCACUACCCACCACGCUGGACGCCAAAAAGUCACCCCUCGCGCUUCUGGCGCAGACAUGCUCCCAGAUCGGAGCAGACUCCUCCAAACCUCUGCCUUCUGAGAAGAAGAAGGAGGAGGAGAAGAAGGAAAAGUCGACGCCCACGCCGCUGGACUCCACCCGCCGCUCUCCGGCGUUCAAGCCCUACGAGAGCGCCACCAAGAAGAACAUGACGGAGGAAUCUGCCAACGAGGAGAAAUCCUCCGGGAGGAAGACCCCCGCCAGCCAGCCCUCAAGUGCCAGGUCGCCCUCCAACUCGAGCAACGGAGGCGGGUCCUCAGGAGGCAUGACUAAGGAGGAGAGUGGGCGUCGGAGCAUCGAGGCCACGUCCUCGGCCUCCACAACACCCAUCAUCAGGUCGGGCCUCGAGGUGCUGGCCGGCCACCCUAAAGACGUACCCUUGGGCACCUACAGGACUGGCAUGCCCUCGCUCCUGCCGCCGGGCUACCCUGGCUUCGAGAGUCACCCUGCGCUGCGAGGUGCCCACCCCGGCCUCAUGCCCAGCCUCGGCCUGCCAGGGCUGCCCUCCACCUUGGCCUCCGUCUACCCUGGCGCCGCGGCUGCCCUCUACUCCACAGCAGGGCUGCACACCACCGCCCUGUCUCCCUCAAUCCUGGCCUCGCCCUACUUGACCUACACACGCGUCAAAACUGCAGGCGGAGGCGAGGCCGUGGUGCCCGUGUGCCGCGACCCGUACUGCACCGGCUGCCCUUACUCAGUUCAGAACAACCACCUCCUACAGUCAGGCGGCGCCUGCCCUCCGUCGUGUACCCAGUGUGAGCAGGCCAAAGCUGCCCUGAGUGCCCUGCCCGGCCUGUCGUCCCUACCCUCGUCGUCGCUGACCCCAGCCAGCAGCAUCUUGCCGCCCACCUCUGUGGCCGCCGCUGCCGCCGCCUCCCUCUACCAGCCUUCCUCCCUCCUCAGCGGCCCGCCCAGACCCUACGUCUGCAACUGGAUAGCCGGCGACACCUACUGCGGGAAGCGGUUCUCCAGCUCGGAGGAGCUGCUCCAGCACCUGAGAACUCACACCAACAUGACCGCCGACACCACCUCCCUCAACCUCCUCUCCAGCCCCCUGCACGCCCAUGCCGCCCUGCUGGGGUCAGCCCACGCCCUCUCCAGGCCUGGCAUGCCCUACCCUCCGCCCUCCCUCUCACCCCUCACCGCCAGCAGGUACCACCCGUAUAACAAGCCCACCUCACUCACACCCACGCUGCCCGGCCUCUCCCCAUACGCCUCUGCCCUGUCGGCUUACCCUCACGGUUAUCCUUCCCCCUACGCCGGGCUCUACCCUAGGCCGCCCCUUUGAUGUGCACUCUCCUAAACUAGUGAAGCCUCCGAGAAGCCUCGCAGCUCCGGCAGGUGUGUAAGUGGGAGAUCGUGCUGGUGAAACUCAUAUCAGGUGCUAUAAUCAAAAAGACCUGCCCCUCGAGGCGACUGUGCCAAAGCAUCUGCUCUGCAGCCAGUGAAGUGGCACUCGGGCCGCCGCCGGCUCUAUAGCGGGAAGGGGGGAAGGGAGGGGGAGGAGGGAGAGGCGCUGUGGAACUCUAGGGGAGCGACGCGCCCCUCCUGGCGGUGCGCGGCCGGGGUGGCACCAGUGUAACUCUCUCAGUUGUCGCCUCGACAUCACCUCCGUCGCCGCCUGCGAGACCUCUCCAAGACCCCGCACAAAAAAAUCUCGCCCAGGAAUUUGUAACUGUUGAAAAUGAAAAUGGCAAAAAAGUUUGCAAUGGAAUUCUCGCGGCGAAUAUUUUUGUGCAUAAUUAUUUAAUUUGUUUUUUGACUGUGAUAGCCUAAGUUUGUACAUAAUAUCCUGUAAAUAUUUUCUCAGUGGUGAAUAUGUAUAUGAAAGCUAUUUGGAAUUAUGCCUAAUUAUUAAAAUAUAUGAGUUUUCUAAGAGAAA